AUGAAGGGGGAGAGCGACCAGCAGCAGCAGCUCCGGCGGUUCGAGCUCCGCGUCAGCGUCCGCGACUUCCUUGCGGCCCGCGCGGGCGAGGCCACCAUGCUCGUGACGACGUCCGCCGAGGUGCAGAUCGACGCGCUAGAGGCCAUGAGCCGCCUCCUCUGCAAGGAGCGCGUGCUCCAUGCGAUCACAACGGUGCAUGGCACGUCGACCUUGAUCGCGGUGGACAAUCUCCCGGCCAUGUGGCGCUGCGCGGCUGCGGUCGGAGGCAACAUGAACAUGCGCAAGCAAGCGGGCCCGAUGCCCGACUUCGUCGUCAAGGAGCUCUGCUGCGCGAUGGUGGUCAUGGCACUCAAAAUGAACGGUUACGUCAUGAUGGGCGACCAAGGCACGUACAUGCUGCCAAAGCAGACGCGAAGCGACAUGGUGCAGUGCGUCCACUUCUCCGAGAUGCAUCUCGUGCACGACGAGGUCGUCGCCGUCUUCUCGCCGGUCGUGUACCACCUCAACAAGGCCGACGCCGCUGUCCACGCGAUCCGAUCCAGUGCGAUGGGCCUCCCCGUCUCGGAUGCGAGCCUCACAAACCAGCUUUUGGCCCACGCUGCUGUGUUUGCAUUGCCCAAGAUGAACCAUUGCCGCAUCAUGCAGUACACGACGCAUCCACCGCCUCUGGCCAGCACCACGGGCGAGCCGCAGACGGAAGCAGACUUCCGCAAGCAAUGGAUGGAUGUGCACGGGAUCACGCUACCUGGUGAUCUUGGUGGGUAUCUUCGCGUCCAGUUUCCGUCCGGUGCCGUCUUCACCUACCCCGCCGCUUGUGUUGCGACAAAUUGGCACAUCCUCUCCAAGCAGUCGCGGUCCGAGGCCAACGACAUUACCCGGCUGCUCAUGUUUGAGCCCAAGGUCGCGACGCUCUUGCCGGCCUCGGCCUUGCUCCAAGCGACGUUGCGGAAACGCGACGAGCACCAAGCCCCCGCGCUAACAAAGCGCAAGAAAGUCUACUAG
This is a messenger RNA of Saprolegnia parasitica CBS 223.65, 1002 nucleotides long. RefSeq lists its product as hypothetical. The record is from RefSeq and is a predicted model, not a curated record. Bases 1 to 1002 code for a protein of 333 amino acids. The transcript has 2 exons. NCBI's taxonomy places the organism in Eukaryota, Oomycota, Saprolegniomycetes, Saprolegniales, Saprolegniaceae.